Messenger RNA from Sorex araneus (European shrew), 240 nucleotides. RefSeq names its product COX assembly mitochondrial protein 2 homolog. Gene Ontology annotation, cellular component: mitochondrion. The transcript has 2 exons. The record is from RefSeq and is a predicted model, not a curated record. The coding region runs from base 1 to 240 and encodes 79 amino acids. Lineage: Eukaryota; Metazoa; Chordata; Mammalia; Eulipotyphla; Soricidae.
AUGCAUCCCGACUUAUCUCCACACCUGCACACUGAAGAGUGCAACAUCUUGAUAAACUUGCUUAAGGAAUGUCACAAAAAUCACAGCUUUCUGAAAUUUUUUGGUCACUGCAAUGAUCUUGAUCGAGAGAUGAGAAGAUGCUUGAAGAAAGAGCACAUGGAAAAGAGGAUCAAGAGCAGGGAGCAUGGUAAUGUGAUGCGAAAGAGACUAUUUAAUUCUCCAGAGGAUUCUGAAAAAUGA